AUGGAACCCAAGGCGACGCUGACGGCGUUCGGGCUUUCCACCGACGUCAGGGCCACCGUCCAGCUCAAGAUCGAGCACAUGGACGCCAUCACCGACCCGCAACUCGCAUCGCUCGCCGAUAGGUACCGCCACCCGGACGUGUACAAGACCUACUCGAAGGUGGCUCCUUACCUGGAGUUAUUCAUCGAAGUCACUGCCUAUGAUAAUCACCAUACUCAGAAUAUGCUUCUGGUACCUGUCCACACCAAAUACAGUCCGUUUAAUGGGUCUCUGAGGAGCUGGAACACCACUAUAGCAUUACCCUUGGAUUACCGUCAAUUGCUGCAAGACGCCUACCUCCAGCUACGAGUAUUUGAAGUCACCAAUACCAAGCCUAAUCUAUUUGCUGUGGGGUCAUUAUCCCUUUUCAAUCGCGAAAGCUUUACCCUUCGAAGUGGCCGGCAAAAGGUGGCAGUCUAUAGGGCGUCAAAUCAGGCAAACCCGCCUGUAUGUUACCAAAAGCGGCUUCCAGGACUCACAGUGGAGGAAGAAGACCUUGCUAAAUAUGAGAAUGGCCAGCUUCCUCGGGUUCCUUGGCUAGAUAAGUUUGUUAUCCCUAAAGUGGCGUCGUCCCCAGCUGAAGGAGUGGGUGACUACUCGCUAUAUGUGGAGUUACCGUCAUUUGACUUGCCGAUUGUCUAUUCGGAAUGGCGUAAGCCUGAGACUACGGCUGCGGUGUCAGUGGCUCGUGAAACAUCGCAAACAGUGGCCCCUUCAACGGUGCUUAAUCUGGUGACCAUAUCUCCUGAUACCCAUCAUCAGGUGAUUGAUUACACUAUACCUGGCGAUGAAGACGAUCCCAUAGAAGCGAAAUACCACCGGUUGGAGCGUAACAUCAAUAAUGCGCUUCUCGAUAAGGAAAUCAAGCCUAGUCCCCAAGUGCGGGAUGAGCUUCUCCGCAUCCUUGUCAAAGCCGCCAGUACCGAUCUUAGCGAGUACGAAAAGAAUCUCAUUUGGAAAUUUCGCUAUUACUUCUCCAAGAAUAGCGACACGGGAACAGCGCUGGCUUCGUUUCUUCCCAAAUUUCUCAAAUCAAUCGACUGGGAGAAUGACUCUGAAGUUGACCAUGCUUUCUCAGAUAUUAUCCCUCGUUACUGGACGGUCGAAAAGAUCCAUAUUGGUGAUGCCCUCGAGUUCCUCGGCUCUUAUUUCAACCCGUAUACUCUCUAUCCUACCGGAAGUGCGGCUACUGGGGUCGAUCCAGUCUCCAAGAAUGAAGAGGAAAAGUUCCAAAACGUGGUGACGAAAGUCAGAUUUAUCCGCAAAUUCGCCGUUGAUCGGUUGAAACAAGCGAAUAGUGAAGAGCUUUUGUUAUAUCUUCUCCAGCUUAUUCAGGCGUUGAAAUAUGAGGCUAAGAUUUAUCAUGGAGAUGAGCAGGCAAUUUUAAACCUGCCCCUUACUCAGUUUUUGAUUGAACGGUCAGUUGAGGUACCUAAAUUGGGCAACUACUUCUACUGGUACCUCAAAGUGGAAAAUGAGGAUAUGGUCAACCAAUCCAAAUUGAGCAAGACUCAACCGCCGAUGAUCUACCUGGUUAUUCUCAAUAAGUUUAUUGCUGAACUCAAAAGUUACUGCAGUGGUGGCCAUAAAAAGCUUCCUUAUUACGCUCACCUUAAGCGGCAAAUCUGGUUUGUGAAGAAGCUUAGUGGGUUAGUGGAAUUGAUGAGAACGACAUUUAAGCGGAAUGAGGCUACCGCACGUAAAGUGGAAUACUUGAGAGAGUAUCUCGGCAACAGUCUGAAUGAGUUCCUCAAGUUUCCUGAAACAUUCCCGUUACCAUUGGACCCGCUGGUGAUGGUUUGUGGUUGCUACCCUCAAGAGCUGUCAGUAUUCAAGUCGUCGUUAGCUCCUUUGAAAAUAACACUCAAGACAGUGGAGAUCUCGGGUAAUACAAAGAAAUAUGGUAAGUACCCGAUGAUGUUUAAGAUUGGUGACGAUUUACGCCAAGAUCAAUUAGUGAUCCAAAUGAUCGACCUUAUGGACCAGUUAUUGAAGAAUGAGAACUUAGACCUCAAAUUGACUCCAUACAAGAUCUUGGCGACGCUGCCAGUGGCGGGGAUGAUGCAGUUUGUCCCUAAUGAAACCUUGGAUGAGAUUUUGGCUCAGCUGUACCCUCAAGAUGAUUACCCAGUACAAAUCAAUUCUUCUGAAGUACUUCAACCUAAUGGUAUAUUAUCUUACUUGAGACUCCAUUCUCGAGAAGAUCAACCGGUAUAUGAACCCGCAGCCAAGAGUAUUUGGUACCUGCCCACGGCACUGACCCAUUCUCCUCCGGCUGCCCUCGUCACUGGUACAUCAUCGACGAUGCAUUCCACUUCCCCCCGCAUAUCCAACGACCUUGGUGUGCUGCCAGUUUUAAUGGAGAACUACAUCAAGCUGUGUGCUGGCUAUUGCGUUAUUACAUAUAUAUUGGGUGUGGGGGAUCGCCAUCUUGACAAUCUUUUGCUUUCGCCUAACGGGAAGUUCUGGCACGCCGACUUUGGCUACAUUUUAGGGCGAGACCCUAAGCCAUUCCCCCCACUUAUGAAAUUGCCGAUCCAAGUAAUUGACGGUAUGGGUGGGUUACAUCACGAAAACUUUGGUCUCUUCAAAGGGUACUGUUUCACCACCUACUCAACCCUUCGCAAAAAUCUGAGUUUGAUUAUUAACUUAUUUGAGUUGAUGCUCGACGCUAACAUCCCCGACAUCAAGGUUAAUCGAGGACAAGCGAUUGAAAAGGUGGAAGAGAAAUUCAGAAUUGACCUGACCGAAGAAGAGGCGAUCGUUCACUUCCAAAACUUGAUCACUGACAGUGUGCAAGCGUUUUUGCCGGUGGUCAUCGAUAAACUCCACUCUUUAGCCCAGUACUGGAGAGCAUAA
Diutina rugosa is the source of this 2898-nucleotide messenger RNA. It is a transcript of the gene VPS34, whose product is annotated as phosphatidylinositol 3-kinase. Gene Ontology annotation, molecular function: 1-phosphatidylinositol-3-kinase activity. The transcript has a single exon. Bases 1 to 2898 code for a protein of 965 amino acids. The record is from RefSeq and is a predicted model, not a curated record. Gene Ontology annotation, cellular component: phagophore assembly site; cytoplasm; phosphatidylinositol 3-kinase complex, class III, type II. Gene Ontology annotation, biological process: autophagy of peroxisome; phosphatidylinositol-3-phosphate biosynthetic process; endocytosis. NCBI's taxonomy places the organism in Eukaryota, Fungi, Ascomycota, Pichiomycetes, Serinales, Debaryomycetaceae.